AUGGGAUCGGACUCCCUGCAGGGAGUGGCCAGAGUAUUUGCUUCAGAGGAUGGAUUAGGGACGUAUACACUGAAUAGCGACCCAGAAGAUGUUGCCUCGUUGGAUUAUGGAAGCAUGCACGGGAGUAACUUGAGCGUUAGCAGGGAUGGAAGUAUUGAGAUUGUCAGCAGGACCAGUAGCAAAGAUGUGAAUCAGGAAAAUGUUGAGAGGGUCCCAAGUGCAGAGUAUAGAAGCAGUAUGGAGAUGAAUAGGGAAGGUAGCGUGGAUUCGUAUGGAGGGGCCCAAGUCGUCAGAAGGGAGAGUUUACACUCUAGUAGACUGGAAGAUUCUGAUUUUAUCCGACCAGGUACUCGCACUAGCAUUGUCAGUAAUGAUGCUGCGCUAAUUGACGGUAGUGUUGGAAUGAGUGAGAAUGACAUGGAACGUGGAAGUACUUUUGGGUUGCGUUCCAUGUAUGCCUCCAGGGAGAUGGAUCAAGAAACUAGUGCGUACGAAAAUCAGAAGAGCGGGCAGUAUGGAUACGCGGAAAAUGAUGGUAGUAUACACAAGAUGACAAGCGGUGUGGUACCAGACUUGAUAAACGAGGCAAAUACCCUCCAAGAUGAAAUUGAGGACAUUUUCAAGCAACUUGAUGAAGAACAUGGUGUAAAUGCUCUUGUAGGUACAGACGAUUCUCCGCAUAUGGGCUCACCUUGCACAUCAAACAUGAAUACCCAGACGAGUAUGUCUAAUAGGGACUCGCACGACGCAUGUACUUCCACAUUUACCCCUAGAGAGGUGGAAAGAAAGGCACUAGUUCGAUUACGCUCUGAAUUGGAUAAACUAAAGGAGAAGCUAAAAUAUGCCAAUCAGACAGAUAAUACAAUUGUGAAAAAGAAUAGUGUCGCCUGGGAGAUUACAGAUUCCCUUCUCAAGGAAGAGGAGAUCAAGAAGAAAAUUGAAGAGAAACAGGCUGAAUUAGAAAGGGAAAUUGCAAGGUGCAGACUCUCCAAGGGCCCAACUCUUAGGGAUUACUAUACAAAGUGGGCAGAAAAGAGAGGGAAGUUUGGAAAAACUCACGAGGGCCCAGUAUGCACAUGUGUCCCGCAAGAGCACGUGCAUGCACAAACUAUUCAUUUUAACGAGCCACCCCAAUAUACAAAUUUCGGAAACAUGAAUACCCAUUCAUUUAGAAUUCCAAUGGAUGAAUCUACACUUCCAACAGUUGUACCAAUAAUGUACUCUGAUGGAGAUCAAGUUGCCUGCACAUGUGGCAGUCCCACCCCGUCAUCGGUAUACGUUCGUGGAACUUGGAACCCUCGAGAUGGAACUAUUAGAAUAAGUAAUAAUUUGAAUGUUGAAUCUAAAUUUUGCAAACUAAUUGACAGCUCUCACACUAAUGAUCAGGACCCUGUAAAUUCCACACGAGGUGGUGAUGCCCCUGAGGACACAUGUGUAGAUGAAAAUGGUGCAGAGGUAGCUGCUACUAAUGAGGUGGAUGAUUUCGCUUGCAAAGAAAACACUAUAGAGCAUAUAAAUGUGGAUACACAAUGUAAUCUCUCAUCUUCACGCACUGGUAGCGAUGAUGACGAUGAUUUUUACAAGAGCAUGAAAAAUGCCCAAGAACCGUGCUCUGACGACAGCAUGCGCUAUUCAACUCUCAAUCAAGCACAAUACAGUGACUUUAGCCCACACAAAUCGGAGCGUGCUCUUCUCGCAAACAAGUUUAAAUCACUCAAUGACUUUUAUGAAUAUGAAAGGGAUGAAUAUUAUGAUACUUCUGGACCAUGUCCCGCGAAUCUAAAGAAUAUGGACGUCUAUGGCAAGGAAUGCAAGCACUAUCACUACCACACUCACUAUGGUGGCAAAAAGCACAGAUGCAAGCAUAGUAAAAAGUGUAAGCGCAAGCACAGGCAUAAGGACGGAUGUAAACAUAGGAAAGAAGAAGAGACUCUUGUAGACGUUACCACCACGCCAGAUGUUAAAAGCCAGGACCCAAAAUCUGGUGAUGCUGCAACUCCAUUUUGCGGAUUUGGAUUCUAUGGAUGCACUGGAAAAGAUGUACUAGAGGAAUCAUCUCCAGCAAGCUUAGCCUCGAAUACACCACUCAAUAUUCCAAUUGGACGAGGCGCAUAUAGCGAUGCAUCAUCCUCGUACAGCAGUUGCACAAACUCUGGUCAACAGACACCAAUGUGCAAUCCACAGGUUAUGGAAAUGAUCAAAAAGCUCCCGGUAUUCAAUCGUAAUGUUGCAAAAAAGAAGUCUGACAAGAGUCCCAACUCUUUGGCGAUACGCAUACCAGUCUACACAUACAAGGGAAUGGACACAACACCCACUAGUAUUGAUGCAUCUGCAUAUUCUCACUCGGGGGACUUUACAUUUAGAGGAGAGGAGCUCGGUUAUACCCAUCCACAACAAAGCUACCAGGUUGUUUAG
Messenger RNA from Theileria equi strain WA, 2415 nucleotides. RefSeq lists its product as hypothetical. The transcript has 2 exons. The record is from RefSeq and is a predicted model, not a curated record. Bases 1 to 2415 code for a protein of 804 amino acids. Lineage: Eukaryota; Apicomplexa; Aconoidasida; Piroplasmida; Theileriidae.